AUGCCGUUUACGCCUCCUCCUGGCUCAAACAAAGAACCGCAACGGACAUCAUUGCAUCGCCAGAGUAGUUUCGAUCUGCUUGAUAUUCAGUUCGAGGAUUCGCUUGACGCUGCGUUAGAGUCCUUACAGUUGAAUACCACCGGAAGCGUUAACGGUGAAGAUAUUGAAAUGAAAAGCAUACGCGCAAACGAGGAACACAACAGUCACGCAGACACCGAACCACUCAUGCACAGCGGUCAGGGCGGCAUAAAUAGGUGGUCUGAAAACUUGCAUAGCCCUUCAAGACCAAAGACCGGUUCUGGAUUGCCAUUUUGGCGUAGACUUUGCAGUUUCAUAAGCACGUCCAGAAGUGGUAGCACGUCUCCUUACAAGUCUACUAAUGGAAUCAUAGAGCUCAAGGACCAGCAACUCGAUCGAGAAAUUCAUCCCGGGACAACACCAGUCUACGAUAAAAACAAAUAUGCACAAAACGCUAUCAGCAACGCCAAAUACAGUCCGUUAACGUUCAUACCGAUCAUACUGUAUGAACAGUUUAAAUUCUUCUUCAACCUCUAUUUUUUGAUAGUCGCUCUUUCGCAGGCUAUCCCAGCGCUACGAAUCGGAUACCUAUCUUCCUACGUUGUACCUCUAGCAUUUGUCUUAACGGUCACAAUGAGUAAAGAAGCUCUCGACGACAUUCAGAGAAGGCGAAGGGACAGUGAAUCGAACAACGAACUCUACGAAGUUCUAAGCACGGCCCAAUUGGUCCCUAGUAAGGACCUUAAAGUUGGCGACCUCAUCAAAAUAGGCAAAGGGGCCAGGGCACCCGCAGAUUUAGUGCUCUUACAGUCCAGCGAGCCGUCCGGUGAAAUUUUCAUCAAAACCGAUCAGCUUGACGGUGAAACCGAUUGGAAGCUAAGAAUAGCAUGUCCGUUAACCCAGCAUUUAUCCCAAGACGAUCUUUUAAACAAGGUAUCCAUUACGGCAUCUGCUCCUGAGACUUCCAUUAACAGCUUUUUAGGCAAGCUCAGUUAUAGCAACUCACAAUCUCAGCCUUUAUCGGUUGAUAAUACCAUGUGGGCAAACACCGUGUUUGCCUCUACGGGAACUUCAAUUGCAUGUGUCGUUUAUACCGGCACUGAUACCCGGCAAGCUAUGAACACCACAACAUCAAGCGUCAAGACUGGUCUCUUGGAGCUUGAAAUUAACAAUUUGUCAAAAAUACUGUGUGCUUGUGUUUUCGUUCUUUCAGUCACGCUCGUUGUUUUUGCUGGAUUUGAUAACAAAGAUUGGUAUCUCGAUACAAUGAGAUACUUGAUCUUAUUUUCUACAAUCAUUCCAGUCUCUUUGAGAGUCAAUUUGGAUCUAGGGAAAUCUGUUUACGCGCAUCAAAUCGAACACGAUAAAACCAUUCCUGAAACGGUCGUAAGAACAAGUACUAUACCGGAAGAUUUGGGAAGAGUAGAGUACCUGCUAAGUGACAAGACGGGAACACUGACUCAGAACGAUAUGGAACUGAAAAAGCUGCAUUUGGGAACGGUAUCGUAUACUUUGGAGACCAUGGAUAUUGUGACUGACUAUGUGAGUUCAAUGUCGUCGCAAUCGGAACCUUCGAUAGCAACUGGUGGCGCAAAGAGAGACAUGCCUACACGUGUCCGAGACCUGGUGUCGGCCCUCGCCAUAUGUCACCAAGUAACUCCGACGUUCGAAGAUGGCGAGUUAACUUACCAAGCCGCUUCUCCGGAUGAAAUAGCCAUCGUUAAGUUUUCCGAGUCCGUGGGACUCACACUUUUUAAAAGAGAUCGUCAUUCCAUGACGCUACUGCAUGACCAGUCGGGAUCAUAUCUUGAAUUUGAUAUCAAGAAGGUCUUUCCCUUCAAUUCUGAUAACAAACGAAUGGGUAUCAUAGUAUUCGACAAGCAGAGGCAGGAGUAUUGGUUUUUGCAGAAAGGAGCUGACGUUGUGAUGGCCAAGAUUGUGCAGAGCAACGAUUGGUUAGAGGAAGAAACUGGAAAUCUUGCUCGUGAGGGCCUCAGAACUUUGGUGGUAGGGCGCAAAAGAUUGACCAAAAAAGCCUUUGAUACGUUUGAGAAAGAAUAUAACGAAGCGUCACUCAUGAUGCUUAACAGAGAUGCUUCCAUGAGUGCAGCUGUUAGCAAGCAUCUGGAACAUGAUCUCGAGAUUCUAGGAUUAACCGGUGUUGAAGACAAGCUACAAGACGAUGUGAAAUCCUCUAUUGAGCUUCUACGGAAUGCCGGAAUUAAAAUUUGGAUGCUAACUGGUGACAAAGUAGAAACCGCUCGCUGCGUUUCGAUAAGUGCCAAGUUGGUUUCUCGAGGGCAGUAUGUUCACACUAUAACAAAGCUGGAUCGACCAGAGGGCGCUUUCAGUCAAUUGGAACUUUUAAAAAUAAACAAGAACUCCUGUCUCUUGAUUGACGGAGAAUCUUUAGGGGUUUACCUCGAUCAUUACAGACAGGAGUUUUUCGACGUUGUGGUACAUUUACCUGCCGUUAUCGCAUGUCGUUGUACUCCACAACAAAAAGCCGACGUCGCCACUUUCAUUCGCGAGGUUACUGGGAAGAGAGUUUGCUGUAUCGGUGAUGGUGGGAAUGACGUCAGCAUGAUUAGAUCUGCCGAUGUUGGUGUUGGAAUUGUGGGUAAAGAAGGGAAGCAAGCAUCUUUGGCAGCAGACUUUUCCGUGACACAGUUUAGUUUUCUUUCUACUUUACUGCUAUGGCAUGGUCGAAACUCAUACAAACGAUCUGCCAAGUUAGCUCAAUUUGUCAUUCACAGGGGACUUAUCAUCUCUAUCUGUCAAGCAGUUUACUCCAUAUGCUCUAAGUUCGAGCCGAUAGCUCUCUACCAAGGAUGGCUUAUGGUGGGUUAUGCCACGCUUUAUACAAUGGCUCCGGUGUUUUCGCUGACAUUGGAUCACGAUAUAGACCAAUCACUCACAAAAACUUAUCCGGAACUAUACAAGGAACUGACGGCUGGAAAAAGUCUUUCGUACAAAACAUUUUUCGUCUGGGUUGCACUAUCAUUAUUCCAAGGCUGUAUCAUUCAAGGUCUUUCCCAGGGUCUUACAAGUUUAAGCGAAGCGGAUUAUAUGCGCUUGGUUGCUUUAAGCUUUACGGGACUAGUACUUAACGAACUGAUAAUGGUCGCGAUAGAAAUCUACACAUGGAACAAGACGAUGGCACUGUCUGAACUAUUCACUCUCAUCAUAUUUGUUGGCUCGAUACCGUUUCUUCAAGAAUAUUUUGAUUUGUCUUUCGUGAUUCAGCCUACUUUUUACGGGAAGCUUGCAUUGAUACUUGGACUCUCUAUCAUGCCAGUUUGGGCUGCUAAGGCUUUGCACAGAAGGUUGAAUCCACCAAGUUACGCUAAAGUUCAGCAAUUCUCUUUUAGCUCAUGA
This is a messenger RNA of Lachancea meyersii CBS 8951, 3396 nucleotides long. The record is from the annotation of a GenBank genome assembly. Lineage: Eukaryota; Fungi; Ascomycota; Saccharomycetes; Saccharomycetales; Saccharomycetaceae.